GCCUAAUCUAUAUGCCUCUGGCGACAGAGGCAUGUAGUCUAGACGUACCCUGAGUUUACCAAAUCUUCCUGGGUAUUUUUAUUCUCUUUAAGAAAUGCAUAAUAGUUACAAGAUAGGGCCACUGGAAAUCUAGAAAUAAUUCUGAGCAUAAUUUCUGGAUUACUUUUAGAAAAUUGAUUGGGGGGAGGAGGAGAAAAUCCUUUAUAGUGUUUUGAAUAAUGUUUAAUACAAUGGAUUUUUUCACACCUAAUCUCCUCUUCUAGCUCUUCAUACUCCUCAUGCAUAUUAUUUUAUUUUCUCCUUUUUGCCAGACUGUUAUGUUGAAGACCAGAUCAUUGGAGUAUUUGCUAGAACAUUCACGUAAUUGUAUCUGUAAAACUUGAAGCCUUAUUCCUGUGAAAUGUCUUUCUUAGGGAGAUUUAGAAAGAAAAGAUUGCACAUCCAGAAGGUUAUCUUCACAACUAAAAAGGCUAGAAGAUGUCUUUAAAAAAACCCCCAAAAAACCCUUCAAUUUUACAAAAAAGUUGCUACCCGUUACCCCAUUUUAUAAAUUCCCUAAAUCUGAUUUGUAGUGAGAAAUUUCUACAGAGUGCAUUUUUUUCCAUUGAGACAAACAUGACCUAGACUGCCAGCUUCCACCCACAAUACUUUCUAUUGACAAUCUUCCAUCUGUGGCAGACUAUAACCAUAUUGCUAGGCUAGAUCUGUCAUUUGAGGUUAUUUAACCUGUUUCUCAGUGUUUGUACAGAUCUCUGAAGAUUCAAAAUACUAUGUAAGUGUGAAGUAGUAGUAUUAUCCUACUAAAGAGAAAGACUUAGCAUCUGAGAGAUCAUCCACGAGUUUGCUCCAUUCCUGCCAUCUUGCUGGGAUGCAAUCCUGUUGAUGGCCCGCCCUAAAGUAAACACAGAGCCACUCAAUUAGUGCAUCCUGUACUCUUUUGGGGAAGGGAGUGGCACAGGGAAAAUUUCACAGUCUAUAAACAACCUGCAGCUAAUUCUUCCAAUUAAUGGGAAUUAAAGACACCCUGAAUUUGUGUUAGAGCCAUGGUCAUGACUCCAAAAAUUGGCGUCGUAACCAGGUUUCAUUAAAUACCUUGAAUGAAAUCCUGGUCCCAAUGGAAUCAUUGGCAAAACUUCCAUUCCAUUCAGUGGGGCCAGGAUUUCACUUCGUAUUUUUAGCUCCCCCUUCCAUAGCUGUAUUAUUGUCUUGGGAAAUUGAUUUGGUUUGGCCUAAAAGUCACAAGAUUUAGUUUUCUAAUAAACUUGAAGAAAAUUGUGGAAUUGUGUAGUAGGUAAUUUAAAAUAUGAAAUGGUUAAUGUGAACUGGUAUCUGAUGAUUGGGGUCCUUCUGUAUUAAAAAAAUUUAGUCUGCCAACUUUUGAAAAACUCAGCUCGAUACAUAGUUAACCCAACUCCACAUUUAAGUACUUGAGCAAGUCAGUGGCCAAAAAGUACAAUUCUUUCAUAUUAAAACUGGUUGGCUUUGGUAGGCUUAGUUAUCUAAUUCUUCUGUUAUUUCAGAAUGUUUAUUCAUGGAAUUUGCAUUUAUUCAUGUCUACAACUAUGAUUUUGACUGAAACACCUCCGAGAAGACCCACUUUUUCACCUGGAGCUUUGAAACAUUGAUUGCAUGUAUGGACUUUUGAUUUGAUUGAAUCUCAUUUGCAUAUCUAGGAAUUUUCUUCUGAUGCAGUGCAGCUAUGUCUAGUGUAACCCGGCCUAAUUAGUAUUGCUCGGUGAUUUGGGGCUGAUAUCAAAGACUAUUAUGUUAAUUAAAAAUGUAGUGAGUUAAAGCUAAAGCUGUGACCACAUCUCUGUUCAUAUUGGACCAGAGUAUAAAUUGUACCAAAAGGCACUGUUUAACUUCAGCAUUCUCUUUUAUGCUAUAAAUUAAUUUGCUUUAAUUUUGUUCUCAUAUUAAUAUCCUUCUCUGGUUAACCAUUGUUUUUUAAUAAGGGGCUAAGAGAAUUCAAUAGAAAUACAUAGUAGAGUGACAUUGAAUAUUCACUACUUCAGAAUGUGGGUCUCUCUAAUACAAUAGUUUUAAUUUAAAUAUUUCCUUGUGAGUGAAAAUGUGAGUGCCCUCCAGGACCACUAGUGUGAUAAAAGAUGCAUAGAAUUGAUACAUUCCUGUCUAGUCAUGCCCUGAUGUAAUUGUGCUUGCAAUUUCCAUUAUUAUACACUCUGCACAUUAAAUGCUUUCCCUUUAAUAUUAGAGCUGUGCACAUUACAAUAGGUGUCACUGUGCUGCUGGGUCCAAUCGUUAUCGGUGACUUCAGCUAUUGGCUCAAAACACUGGCUGUCUGACUCCAUCUGCAGGGCUGUAAUACCUACUCUGUUCAGAUCUUUUCAACACACAAGUUCAGCCAGCUGAACAGACUAGCAGUGCUACAGCACAUCUUGCUAGCCUAAUUCAGAAAGCCAGUGCGAUAGCUAAAUGCAUACUCUCUUUGCACAGUGUAGUACUUUGAGGUGAUUCAGUUUCAGGACAUUUUGGAAAAGAGCCUGCAAGUAAAUAAAACUGGGAGUCAUGAUGGAGAUGUAUUUAACAAGUCAAAUACUGGAUCAAACUUAAAGCCAGUUUCUUACUCAGUACACUGAAAAGGUCACCUUGUCUUGCUGGAAAGGAAGCAAAAUCCCAGCUUUGUUGCUUUUUUAUUUAACAUCUUGGCUCCCACUUUUUUUUCUUAAUGUUCUUACCUAGUUAGGUUAUCUAGCUGAACAGACAAGGAUACUCAUGGUAGAUGACACGGGAAAGAACAUGAAAUGUCUCACCUUCUUCUUGAUGCUUCCAGAGACAGUCAAGAACAGGUCUAAGAAAAGCUCUAAGAAAGGAAAUAGCAGCAGCAGCAGCAGCAGCAGCAGUAGUAGCAAGUUGCCUCCAGUUUGCUAUGAAAUCAUUACCUUGAAGACCAAAAAGAAGAAGAAGAUGGCUGCUGAUAUUUUUCCCAGAAAGAAACCAGCCAAUACUAAUACAACUGCUGUCCAGCAAUACCACCAACAAAACCUCAACAACAAUAACACUAUCCCUGCCCCCAAUUGGCAAGGGCUUUAUCCCACCAUCAGAGAGAGAAAUGCAGUGAUGUUCAACAAUGACUUGAUGGCAGAUGUUCAUUUUGUGGUUGGGCCACCAGGUGGGACCCAGCGGUUGCCAGGACACAAAUAUGUCUUAGCUGUUGGGAGCUCUGUAUUCCAUGCAAUGUUUUACGGAGAGCUUGCUGAGGACAAAGAUGAAAUUCGUAUACCAGAUGUUGAGCCUGCUGCUUUUCUCGCUAUGCUGAAAUACAUAUAUUGUGAUGAAAUUGACUUAGCUGCUGAUACCGUGCUGGCCACUCUUUACGCCGCCAAGAAGUACAUCGUUCCUCAUCUUGCCCGAGCUUGUGUCAACUUCCUAGAGACGAGCCUAAGUGCAAAGAAUGCCUGCGUGCUUCUCUCCCAGAGCUGCUUAUUUGAGGAACCUGACCUGACCCAGCGCUGCUGGGAAGUGAUUGACGCCCAGGCAGAGCUGGCGUUGAAAUCGGAGGGGUUCUGCGAUAUUGAUUUUCAGACGCUUGAAAGCAUCCUCCAAAGGGAGACUCUGAAUGCCAAAGAAAUUGUUGUUUUUGAAGCUGCUCUGAACUGGGCUGAAGUCGAGUGUCAACGGCAGGACUUACCUGUUAGCAUAGAAAAUAAACGCAAGGUUCUAGGGAAGGCUCUCUACUUGAUUCGCAUCCCUACCAUGGCGCUCGAUGACUUUGCAAACGGCGCUGCUCAGUCCGGGGUGCUGACUCUCAAUGAAACCAACGACAUCUUCCUUUGGUACACAGCUGCCAAAAAGCCAGAGCUAGAGUUUGUGAGCAAUGCCCGGAAGGGCCUGGUCCCCCAGCGUUGCCACCGUUUCCAGUCUUGCGCCUACCGCAGCAACCAGUGGCGGUACAGGGGCCGGUGCGACAGCAUCCAGUUUGCUGUUGAUAAGAGAGUUUUCAUUGCUGGCUUUGGGCUGUAUGGCUCUAGCUGUGGAUCGGCAGAAUACAGUGCAAAGAUUGAACUCAAACGCCAAGGUGUUAUCCUAGGUCAGAACUUAAGCAAGUAUUUCUCAGAUGGUUCUAGCAACACUUUCCCAGUGUGGUUUGAGUAUCCGGUGCAGAUUGAGCCCGAUACCUUUUAUACAGCUAGUGUGAUUCUGGAUGGCAAUGAACUAAGCUAUUUUGGACAAGAAGGAAUGACUGAAGUUCAGUGUGGGAAGGUAACUGUUCAGUUCCAGUGCUCUUCAGACAGUACCAAUGGCACUGGAGUGCAGGGAGGGCAGAUUCCAGAACUCAUAUUCUAUGCCUGAGCAGAAGUUAUUUCCAGAGAAAGUUUGACCUGAAGUACACAUCUGGUUCAGGCCUACUGAUGCUUAGCUUCUUGUCUCCAGAUGUGAUCAGCACAGAUAAUAUGUAACUAAAAGCUGUGAGCAGUCACUGCUUGCGGUACUGGUAGCCUUUUGGGGGAUGAAAUGUAAAUGUAACAUUCAACCUUAACUGGAAGCUCUUAAGAGCAAGGAAAUUCCUAAAGCUUUGUUUGAGACAGAUGUACCUAAGCCCACAGCCUGUCUUGUUGACAUGCCCCUACUUGCAAUGGAUCGGCAGAUUUAUGCCCUCCCACAUAGCCCCACAUGCACUGGAUACUGCCUCGUCUGGUCCAUUUUCUUUUUCCAUCUCAAUUCUUUUUUCCUUCUUAUCUUUUUGCUCUCUGAUUAUCAUGACUUUUUGUCUCUUGUUUGGUGCUCCCCAAUCCUCCAGAAGGCUACACGCUGCUCAGAGUCAGAGAAGGGGCUCCACAUGGUGGGUUGCUUUUGUUCUAACAACCGAGCCAAGUAUUAUGGGGGCAGAUAAAAAAAAGCUUGUGUGUGAACAUGUAGCAGCCCCCUUAGAGGUAACCCAGUCCCAUAUGUGACCAGCUGUAUUGGGGAUGGCUGCAAGAGAAGAGGGGGAGAGAAGGUUGGCAGGCAGCAUUCAAGCCACAUACUGCUUUAUCCACAGAUGCAGAAUCAUGUUUGCAGCCAGAAUGAGCUGGGCUCAUGCAGCUUUUCCCACCAGCACCCCCCUUGGGCUCCCCUUCUGAGUCAUUCCUUAAAGACUGGGAAAUACAUGUGUGUACUCAAACUGUGUAGGUGGCUUUGAAGCAUUUACCCAUUUUACCAAAUGCUACAAUAUUAUACUGUGAUGCUUUUAAAACUGCUGUCCUUGGCCCUCUGCUAAAUAGCAGGAUGGUGAUAUCUCGCAUAGGCAAAGGAUUGGUUAAUUACAGUUAUUUUUCCUAAAUAGUUCUAGAGCAUUUGGAAGGGGAUUUUUCCCCUGUAAAAAUAAAUAUUGUAGAGUAACUAUAGAACAAAACAGUCCUGAGCUACAUUUUCCUUCUCUUUAAUGGGAGCUUUAUUAUAUUAUUGCUACAAACUAACUCAAGAUAAUUAAUCCACUCUUGGGAAUUUUCUUGCUAUAGUCUAUGUCUGGUGGUGAGCACCAAAUGUAAUACAAUGCAGGGAAAUUUGUCUAAUUUCUUGCAAUUAGCUUUUGAACCACACAAUCCUCCAUUCCACAUUUAAGUUAAAACUAUUUCUUCUCCCUCCCCCAAUUACUUUUCAAGCUUUCUGUAGUCCUGUUUGUAAUCCCUUUAUAUAAACUCAUUACUGUUUAAGAGGGAAGGAAAUCAGUAUAAAUAAAAGAUCCGAGUACCGUUUUAACUUCCUAAAAUAAAAUUCACACUUUGAAAAGAAAAUACUUAAUCACUAGAUUGUGAAAAUUGUUUAUAGAGGAUACUACCAAGGUAAUGUCUCACCUUUGUAAUACCUCUGAAGUGGUUAUAUUUGCUUUCCAUAUUUUAAAGUAAAAUAGAGGACCAAAUGAUUCUUUGGCCAGGCUAAGGACAAAUGUCUGUGCUACAUUAAAUUUAAUUAUUAGUUUUACUCUGGAACUACUUUCCUCGUAUGAUUUCUUAUUAAUAUUAUUACUCUAAGCACUUCUUGACUGCUGGAAUCUUGGCCACCAGCCAUUUCAAAGUGCCAGCAUGCUUCCUGCAGUGUCCAAAACAUGACCUGGAGUAAUGGAAACAGGAUUGAAGUAGGCAUCAAAAACCCCCAAGGCCAAAGUCAGGCCCUUCCAUGCUCGGUGGAUGAUGAAGAGUGAGGGGAAGACUGUUUUGCAAUAACCACAUUCUUUAAAACUGUAACCAUUACAGUGAAUAAGUAUGUGAGCAUAUGCAUUCUCUCUGAACUAUUUAAAUACCCUCCAGAUAUAUAGAAAAUGCUGUUUUAUAACAGAUGUACCUACACCAGCCUCCUUGUGAGAUCUGAACCGGAUGCUCCCUGAAAAACUGACUUUAAAAAAAAAAAGCUUCAGAUCUAAAUAUUUAGAUCUCUCAGCAACCAAAAACAUACAUGCAGUAUAAUUUUGUGGAUUGGGAAAUAUUUAUUGAAGAGAUGAUAAAGGAAUGUAAGAUUGUCAGGGGAUAAGAGUCAUCUACUUUUAGAGAUCUGAGCGGUAGGUGGACUUAAAAUAAACUUUGAAGCAAAGACUGGCCAAGUUACUGUGGUCAAAAUGGUUGACAGAUAUAACGGUUCUGUCUGAAUGAUGCUUACAGGGUAGAGUGAUAGUUAUUUGCUGUAACAUUGUUAAAUAGCUGCACUCUGAUUCAAUUCAUUUAUAACAGAGUUAUGUGCCUCACAGUGGGACGAAAUUGUACUCUACUAGUAUGGAUAGGCCAGUCUUUGAUUGGCUCUAGUUUUAUGGUGUUUUUAACUUAUCUUCAAAUAAAGGUUUAGCAUCUAUUAAACUGACUGGCAGGAACAGAUGGUUAAGGGAUCAAAAUAACAUAUUCCUACGAUAUGUAGAAAGUUAGGUCUUUUUAAUUGUUAUCCUUGAAUAUUUUUGACAAUGUAGGAUGAAAGCUCAGAUUCUUGCUUAAUUCCCCUGAAUCUGUUCCCGCUUCUGGACAAAAUAAGCUUCAAUAAAUAAAUAGACACCUAAGUAAGUGACAUCAGAAAGCCCGUUGCAGUAAAUGGAAUCUGCUGUUACCAAAUAGUUUUGUAUAUCAGGCCAUUUAAUUGGGUGCCUAAAUAUGACUGUAGAUCUGGUCAACUAAUUUUACUUGUCCAUGCUUGAAAAUGUCAGUUUAUAUUUUGAAAGCACCCGAUGUACAAGCUUGAAUAUAAAUACGACUCCAGCAAAAAGAACAUUAUGUAGAUGAUAUUUUAUGGCAAUCUUUACUACUUGUAUAUUGAUUUUGCUGGUAAGGGGAACUAAGGGCAUUGUAAUGUAAUAUGCUGUAAGCAUAUCAGAAAAUAUUUAAAUGUUCUAAUUUCUACAUACUUAUUGCACUGAACUUUUUUUUUAUUGUUGUGAUAAACUCAGCUGAUGUCAGGUCAUGGCACCCACUUAUGCUUGACCUUAGGCUUACAACAUUAUUUAUGAAGGACAGACAUAUAAAUAUGAAGUACCUCAUGUUGAAUGUUAUUGUACUGUAUCUUUAAUGUAACAGUGCAGAUCUUGUUAGACACAUGAAUGUGUAUAAUCACGUUAAAUAUAUAAAUAAAUCUGGUUCUUAUAUAGCUUUUUCC
Molecule: messenger RNA, 7575 nt
Organism: Pelodiscus sinensis (Chinese soft-shelled turtle)
Lineage: Eukaryota; Metazoa; Chordata; Testudines; Trionychidae
Gene: BTBD3
Product: BTB domain containing 3
Biological process (GO): neurogenesis; dendrite morphogenesis; cerebral cortex development
Cellular component (GO): cytosol
Molecular function (GO): protein binding
Source: RefSeq, a predicted model, not a curated record